AUGUCCUCUACAACUACCACCACGAGCGAGGCCGUUGUUUCAGCUGUAGCGAAGCCAAUUACGGUUUCUCGCCCGGUGCAAUCUAAGCCCAGCCAGUUUCCGGAUCUCAUCAGCAAGGUCCACAGCAUCCCCACAUUUACAGAUCAAGAAGCCGAGCGCAAGUGGGCCAAAGAACAUCUAGUGGGUGCUUUUCGCCUAUUCGGCAAGUUCGGCUACAAUGAUGGUGCUGGUGGACACAUCAGUCUUCGUGAUCCAGUCCAACCUGAUUGUUUCUGGAUCAACCCCUACGCUGUGCACUUCAAACUCCUCAAAGUCAGUGACCUGAUCCUGGUUAAUGAGGAUGGAGUACCUCUUACCGAGACGAAGCACAAGGUGAACACAUCUGGAUUUUUGAUUCAUGCCGCUCUUCACAAAGCCAGGCCAGAUGUCAAUGCGGCUGCGCAUUGUCAUUCGCCGUAUGGCCGGGCUUGGUCUGCCUUUGGGCGACCUAUUGAGAUGUUGAAUCAGGACUGUUGCAUGUUCUACGAUGAUCUUUCUGUAUAUGAAGGAUUUGGUGGAGUAGUCCUCGCAAAGGAGGAGGGGGAGAACAUCGCUAGGGCCUUGGGCCCGAAGCACAAGAAUGUAAUUCUACAGAACCACGGCAUCCUUACCUGUGGCAGUACUGUUGACGAGGCAGCAGCUUUUUUCAUUGCCCUGGAACAAGCCUGUCAGGCUCAACUACUCGCCGAGGCCGCUGCUGCGAAUGGGCUCCCAAAGAAGUUUGUGGGCGACGAGGAGGCCAAGUUUACAAAGGAAAGAUCAGGCUCACCAGCAGUCAUGUUCAUGCAAUUUAAACCGGAGUACGAUCUGUUGCUGCAUGAAACUGGUGGUGAUUUCUUGAAUUGA
Penicillium angulare is the source of this 885-nucleotide messenger RNA. RefSeq lists its product as uncharacterized. The transcript has 2 exons. The record is from RefSeq and is a predicted model, not a curated record. Gene Ontology annotation, molecular function: actin filament binding. Bases 1 to 885 code for a protein of 294 amino acids. Gene Ontology annotation, cellular component: cytoskeleton. NCBI's taxonomy places the organism in Eukaryota, Fungi, Ascomycota, Eurotiomycetes, Eurotiales, Aspergillaceae.